Messenger RNA from Owenia fusiformis, 7920 nucleotides. Lineage: Eukaryota; Metazoa; Annelida; Polychaeta; Sabellida; Oweniidae. The record is from the annotation of a GenBank genome assembly.
GCCAUGUUGAAUUUGAUGGCGGUCGAAACUUUGAUCAACUUGUUUACAAGUUAAUUAUCUGAGCCAAUUAUACUUAAAAGCAUAAGAUGAGCUGAGUUCAAUAGUCCUUGCAGUCGUAAACAUUUACUCACGAACAAUGUUGGAUGUUGGAACUGAUUUCAUAGAUAUAAGCACUCCGAUACAUCUUAAUUAGGGCACACCUUCAAGAUCACAAUGGCCCACCUUGAUCCAGACUUUCAGAGGCGGUUGGGGCACAUAGAGGAAUGUGUACGAAACCCAAAUUCAGAGUUAAAUGUCAAUGGGCUUUUGGAUGGUAUAUCAGCCAUUGUACUAGACUGUAACUUCCCAGCAAUCAGACGCAACAAGAAUGUAGAGAAUUUUCUCACACGAUAUGAGAAGCCUGUGGACCUUGUGUGUGACAAGCGUAUGAAGGCUCACGACUUUGAUGUUGUUAAAGUCAUUGGUCGUGGAGCAUUUGGAGAAGUACAGUUAGUCCGCCACAAAGCUAGUCAGCAAGUCUAUGCAAUGAAAUUACUCAGCAAAUUUGAAAUGAUAAAAAGGUCAGACUCUGCUUUCUUCUGGGAGGAAAGAGAGAUUAUGGCUAAUGCUAACAGUACAUGGAUAGUACAGCUACAUUAUGCCUUCCAAGACACCAAGUUUCUAUAUAUGGUGAUGGACUACAUGCCUGGAGGGGACUUGGUCAAUCUCAUGAGCAAUUAUGAUGUACCAGAAAAAUGGGCAAAAUUUUAUUGUGCCCAGGUUGUGCUUGCUUUAGAUGCCAUUCAUUCCAUGGGAUUUGUGCACAGGGAUGUGAAACCUGACAAUAUGUUGCUUGAUGCUCAGGGACACUUGAAGCUUGCAGACUUUGGAACAUGUAUGCGUAUGGACAAAGAUGGUAUGGUGCGCAGUGACACUGCUGUCGGCACACCUGACUAUAUAAGCCCUGAGGUGCUAAAAUCCCAAGGUGGUGAUGGGUAUUAUGGGCGAGAGUGUGAUUGGUGGUCUGUCGGGGUCUUUCUUUUUGAGAUGUUAGUAGGGGAUACACCUUUCUAUGCAGACUCCUUAGUAGGAACAUAUGGAAAAAUUAUGGACCAUAAAAACUCAUUAAGUUUUCCAAGUGACAUUGAAAUGUCUGCAAAUGCCAAGCGAUUAAUUGUCGCUUUUUUAUCAGACCGAACCCAGAGACUAGGACAAAAUGGAAUCGAUGAAAUUAAAGCUCAUCCAUUCUUUAAAAAUGAUACUUGGGACUGGGGAAAUAUAAGACAAACUGUGCCCCCUGUAGUACCUGAAUUAGCAAGUGAUGUGGACACAAGCAAUUUUGAUGAAAUUGAGAAAGAUGACAGUACAAAUGAAACUUUCCCUGUGCCCAAGGCAUUUGCUGGAAAUCAUCUACCAUUCAUAGGCUUUACAUAUGCCAGGAAUUAUAAUAUGAUGAAUGGUAAACAACAGGGUGUCGCUCCUACUGGUGGUAGAGAUGAGACUGCUGCAGUACCGUCAAAUGAUAUUGUCAGAAAAAUGAAAGAAUUAGAAGAACAAAUACGAACAGAACGAAUGAAAAAGGAUGAUUUUGAACAAAAAUAUAUUUUAAGUAUGAAAGAGUUUGACCGUAUAUCUGCUGAAGAGACUAAUAUGCGACAAGGCCUGCGGGACAUGGCAAUGCUCAAACAUGAUCUGAAAGAGAGUCAGCGUAAAUUAGAUACAGAGAAUGAGCUACGGAGGCAAGUAGAGAUGAGGCUAGCAAAUGCAGAGAGGCAAUUACAUGAGGAGGCUAACCAGAGAGCAUCUCUUUCUAACAAAGACCAGCAAUAUCUCAGCAAAAUAGCUCAGCUUGAAAAACUGCUGGCAGAUCUGAAUGAGAAGCUCUAUGCUGAGGCUGAAUCCGGUUCAAAGAUCAAGAAAUCAUAUUCAGAUUUACAACAGAGAUACAACCUGGUAGAGCAGAGUUACAAGGAUAUCCAGGGAAAGUAUAAUGAAACAAUUAGUGGCAAAUCAUCCCUAGAGCAGGAACUACUAGGACUACAACAGGCCUUAGAUAGUGAGAGAAAUGCGAGGUCACACAAUUCAGACCAUAUACAUGAUCUAGAAAACCAGAAUCACAGUCUCCAUAACAAAGUGCAAGAACUCAAACAACAAGCAAUCAAGACUCAAGCAGAGUUGGAGCGUCUCCGACAGACAACUGUCAAUCUAGAAAAGUCUAAGGCUAACGUUGAACUAGAGAGGAACACCUAUCAAGCUAAACAUGACCAGGAGAUGAGAGCUCAUAAAGAAACCAUCGCCCGAUUCAAUGCUGAUAAAAAACAUAUACUCAUGUCCACUGAGGAGGCUAAUAUUGAAGCUGUCAGAGAAAUCCAAGGCAAGCUAGACUCUGAAGUGCAAAAUAGACAGAAAGCUGAGUACCACUUAUUGGAGGCUGAGAAACGUUGCAAUGAAAUGUCUGUGGACCUCAGUCAGCUACAGAAGAAAGUCACCUCACUAGAGGCAGAUAUCACAACUGAACAUGACAAGAACAAGAACCUCGGCUUACAGAGGGACCAAGCGGUUCAGAAGAGGAACCUUCUCCAAAGUGACAUGAAAGCUCUCCAGCAGCAAAUCACACAGAUCAAGUCUCAAGAUAAGUUCACACAGAAAGAACUGCAAGACAUGAAGAAUGCAAAGAAGACUCUAGAAGAGUCUCUCAAAAAUUUACAAGACUCUUACAAUGCAAAUGAACUCCAGAUGAAAGAGCUGAAUGACCAGUAUGAAGCAGAGCAGUAUUUUUCUACAUUAUACAAAACACAAGUAAAAGAACUAAAAGAAGAAUUAGAAAUGAGAGAACAACAAAAUUCUGAAUUAGAGAUAGACAUCAGGAAUUUAGAAAAAGAAAGGGAUUCAAUAGCAGCCCAGCUACAGUUAGCAAUGACAAAGGCAGACAGUGAACAGAUAGCUAGAACCAUAGCAGAGGAACAACUCUCUGAUGUAGAAAAAGAAAAAACCAUGUUAGAUUUAGAAAUUAAAGAAAUCCUAUCUCGUCACAAGACUGAACUUAACAAGAGGGAAACUGCAAUAGCAAUCCUUGAAGAUUGUAAAAACCAAAGCAAGAAAGAAGUUGAAAAUUAUAAACAACAGAAUGAUGACCUCAACAGUCAAGUCAAGAAACUCAGAGAAGAUCUUGAAAAUGUGCAGUCCAAUAGAACAAGCAGUGAUGUAGAAAAUGAAAAACUUAAAAAGCAAUACCUGGAGGAGAAGUUGAAGAAAGAAGUGGCUGUGAACAAGCUAGCUGAGAUAAUGGCCAGGAAAGGAGGUGACAGUGGCAAGAAUAAGGGGAGCAAAGUAGCAUCUUCAGAACUCAGGAAGAAAGAGAAAGAAAAUAGAAAAAUACAACAGGAACUAAACCAGGAAAAAGUGAAGUUCAAUGAAAUGGUUGCUAAGCUCCAACAGAGUCUGUCUGAGAUGCAGGCCACCCUGUAUGAGGAGGGACAAAGUUGCAGGAGACUGCAGAUGGAGUUAGAUGCCAAGGACAGUGAAAUUGAACAACUGAGACAAAAAAUUGCACUUAACAACAGUGAUACAGCAUCCAUUAGUAGUGGCACUGAAAACGAUAGUGAGGACAUGACAGGUAAAAUGGAGAGUCCACUUGAAGGCUGGUUAGCAGUACCUAACAAGCAGAAUAUUAAGAGAUAUGGCUGGAGAAAACAGUAUGUUGUGGUCAGUACUAGGAAGAUUCUCUUCUACAAUUCUGAGAGUGACAAACAGAAUGCUGAUCCUGUCAUGGUCCUAGAUUUAGACAAAAUCUUCCAUAUAAGGACAGUAACCCAAGGUGACGUGUACAGGGCUGAGGCAAAGGACAUCCCUAGAAUCUUCCAGAUUUUAUACGCAACCGAGGGAGAAAACAAGAAGCAGGAUCAAGCCUCCAUAGAAGCAGCAGCCCAACUUGCAAUGGAAAAGGAGAAAGCUGGUAUUGUCUCCUACAAGGGCCAUGAUUUCCUUCCUCUUCACUUCCGCACCCCCACCACAUGUGACUCCUGCAGUAAACCAGUCUGGCACAUGCUACAUCCUCCAGCUGCACUUGAAUGCAAACGUUGUAGAAUAAAGGUGCAUAAAGAUCAUUUUGAUAAGAAUGAAGAAUUUGUAGGACCAUGUAAAGUAAACUUUGAUGCCCAGUCAGCAAAAGAACUCCUUCUUCUAGCAGGAUCAACUGAAGAACAGAAAUUAUGGCUCCAAAGAUUAAGUAAAAAGAUUUCCAAAAAGGGGAUUGAUCCCAAGGCAGGGUGGUUGCUAAAUGAGCUUUUAAUGAGCCCAGGAGGACAAAAAUGUGUCCUCCCUAUGAACCUGGCUGAGGAAUCACGCCGGCGUGUGUCAAAUGCUGAGAGAAAACAAAGUCCUAUGCCAUCGAGGGGAGCCAAGCAAUACACAUCAUUUAAUUUACCUCAGAAGCAACUAUCAUCCCCCGUCUCUAAAUCUGCGACACUUCCACCCAAUAUGAAGCCUCCAAAGAGCUAGGACUAGAUGUGUACCGGUGCAGGAGAACACAUGUAAACACAAAAAUAAACAACCAUUAUAUUUAAGUACAAAUAUUAUACCAAUAAAACAGACACCAUUUACUAUUCAAUCCUAUGCCUAAUGUAUCCAAAUGAAAUAACAAUCUGGAUGUACAAGUACCAAACAUUUUGAGCACCCCCUGUCUUGGGGUACAGUGUAGAAGACAAAAGUAAGUUAUAUACUAAUUUAUGGAAGUAGAACUGAUAGACCUCUUCACUUUUACUUUCCAAUGGUAAAGACUUCACCUUUAAUUGAUCGACAAUUUAUAUUUUAUAUGUUAUAUUUUAUGCAUGUAUGUUGUAUUUUAUGCAAAAAGUACAGUAUAUAAUAUUGUUCCCAAUCAAGGAAUAAUGUGGUCUGGAUGUUGUUUCAAACUGUUCAGUAUUUAGAAUGUCAAGUAAAAUAUGUUUAUGUGAACAAUCUCAAGUAUCCAAUACCUACUGGGGUUCUAGGAAGAUGACAUGUUGAAAUAUAUACUGUAUCUAUGGAGAGGGAUGGAUAUUAUCUGUAUCUUCUCCCUUAUCUCUAGGGCUGUGGACAUAUAGAAAUAUCUGUAACUACUCCUCCAUUUUAGAAAACACAAUUAACACAUUUCAGUAUUUCAAAAUGAAAGGCAACAAGUAGGUACUUCAUGAACUUACUUUUAUAUAUUCACCUCCUCAAGAGACACAUAUAUUCCAAACCUCUAAGUACAUAACCAUUAUGUAUUAUAAACACUGUACUGUUGAAGUACAUUCAUAUACUGUAGUACCUUUUUCAGUGGUCCUCACAUUUUUGAAAGUAAGUUUUACAAUGUACACAGAAGGCCCAUAUACCCGAUAAUCUCUUUGAAUAUUAAUUAUCAGUAUUUUUUACUGUUUUAAACCAAUCAUCCAAAACUUGCCAAAAAUCGAUGGUGAUUGUCAAGUUUGUUGUGAAAAGGAGUGUAGAGCAAUGUGAAAGAUAACCUGAUAUUGGUGCACAUUUGUAAUAUUGUAUAAUUGUAAUAUUGUAUAAUAUCUAUUGUAGUCACUUUAUAACAAGGGUAUAUUAUGCAACACACUAAAAUGAUGUAAAAAUGUAUGAAUAUUUAUAUUCCAUAAUGAAUGGCUGUAAUGUCUUGCUGUAUAAAUUGUAUGAUAUAGAAGUUCACUUAUGAAUAAUCACUAACUUGGGGACAAUUCUCUACAUCAUUGUGCACUAUUGAGUUUAUAAGGCCUUUUUAUAGAUGGCAGUUCACUUGUUGUCACCCAUGGUUGUUUUUAAAUGUUUCAUCGGGUUAUGUGUAAAUGUUUAUUGUUUAUUAACUUAAACCAUAUAAAGCAAACUAACACCAAUUUUUGCAAUUGUUCACUUAAUUUCUUAAAUGUUUGAAUGGUUUUAUUAAUGGCCAUAUUUGAUGUAAUUUAUACAUCUUGAUAUAUAAAACAAACCACUGAUUCCAAUGCCAUCUAUUAAUGGUGUUUGAAUCCAUAACCUGAGUGUAUCAGUGCUGUUGUAAUAGACAUACAAGGGAAUGUUGGUUGGGUUUUUAAAUCCUUGUCCAUUAUACAGUGUCAGUAAGGUGGGGAUCUUUGGUUUUGUGAUGUAGGCCUACCUUGAUUUAAAGAAUUGAUCCCAUGGUGAAACCUGAUAGAUACAUCAUGACCUACUAAGGUAGGCAGAGGUGCAGAAUGCAUGCCCCUCAAAGGUUGUGUUUUAUAUACAUCAUUAUCCUCUGAGUAUAACCAUUAUACCACACCAAACAGGGCAUUGUAGAGCAAAUAAUUAUUUAACUCAAUUUCACAUGACAUUUAUCUUAUUAUUAGCCAUAUACUAAUAGAAGCUCCAUAUCAUUAUGAUAAUUUCCAAAUUUUGAGAUCAAUUGAUUUUCCUUAGAAUGGCAUCACUUCAUAAACAAUUAGGCUCGUACAUUUGUCUAGUGUAGGUAACGUUAGAAAAUGUUGUCAAUCAAAGCUCAAACUUCCAAGGUGCCUUUCACACUGUUGUAAAGAUGCAGUAUAUCACUCACCGAAAUGAAAUCAAAAAAAUUAUUGAAAUACAUAUCUUCAACAUCAUAGAGCUAAAUAUCCCAAAAACACAAUAUAACAAAUACUAUUAUAGAUAACAAUGGUUAGUCUUGGUAAACACGCCAUUGUUAGGCCAGUAUUUUUGCAGCCUCCCUAUAGUUUAACGUACAGUUAAACUGUGGAUAUGCCCUUCUUACCAACCAAAUUUGUUCCAUGUAUACAGGUGUUCCUUAUGGACAUUAACAUUGACGUUGAUGGGACUUGGUUCUUUUAAAAACUUCCAUUAUGGAGAGGUUUUUAACUGAGAGGGCUCCACUUUGCAGGUUUUGCUGUAAUUAAAGUCUCACACUUAUUCAUUCACCAUUCCACGAAUGCCGAAUGGUGUUUAUAUUACUGCCAAACCUGUGUUGAUUAACCAAUUGUUACAGUGUAUGAUUAUAAGAAAAGGUAUGUCAAAAUAUCAACUGUUUGAAAUGUAUUUGUUUAGCAGGGAGGGGUUGGAAUUUUAAAUUAUUACUCUGUAGAUAUCCCAGUAUUGAGAUUAUCUUUGGAAGAAAAGUUAUAAUUGUGAUUGAAAAGCAAAUGAACAAUGAAAUCACAUACAUUUUCUAUAGUUGAUAUUUAGGCAUAGUCCUUAGUCUAAGACUAUACAGAUAAAUAAAUAACUGUAUAGAAAAUUGCAGUGUUCUAAUAAAUCAAGUAUGUAGUCAUUAGAUAAAGGUGAUUUCCAUUUCCACAGCAAUCAAAAUAAGCAGUUCACUCAUUCUUACAUCAACUCAUUUUAACUCAUUUAUUAUUCGAAUCUAGUAAAUAAAUUAAAAGUUUAAUGAGAUUUUCUUAAGAGUGGAGGUCACCUCAUAUCAUAGAGAUAUAUUAUGGACAGUAUAGCUGGUAGAGAAUAUCAGGAGGUUUUAAUGCCGGAAGCUUGCUAGAUAAGUAGUGACACAUUGGGUUUAUAACCUACUAUUUUAUGUACUGUAUAAUACUUUUGUAAAUCAAUGCUUACGUGAGGAGGUACAGUUUGACACUAAGGGAAAUGUAACAUCUGCUGUAUGCAACAUUGUUAUAAUGGAGGUAGCAACAUUGUUAAUAUUGAAUACCUGUAAUCUAAAUGAAAAUAAUAUAAUAUAAAAUAAAGUGUCAUGAGACAUAUUUCUGCUUUAUCUUGUUUUUGAUUUCAACUUCUGGAAAACACAUUUUGAUGAACUAACAGACUAAGGAAAAUGGUUUUCAGAAACCAUCUUCAAAAAUGAAACUGAAACUAGUAGUUUGAGAUUUGAACAAUCACACUUUAAGUUUUGACGUUGGGGAAUUUCAACAAUAUACACCGCAGAUGCUGUUGUCCAUAUCGACAGGAAUUAUUUAUUAAAUUCUUUACACGUUUCUUACAAGAAUAAACACUAGCGCUGUGUUA